Sphenostylis stenocarpa is the source of this 1152-nucleotide messenger RNA. Lineage: Eukaryota; Viridiplantae; Streptophyta; Magnoliopsida; Fabales; Fabaceae. The record is from the annotation of a GenBank genome assembly.
AUGGCAACAGCCUCAGAGAACCACAUGACUAACCCCACGCGCCCCCAACGCGAGGCCAAGAAGAGAGCCGCAGCUGCCAUAUGCCAACUUCACGGAAACUCCAAGAAGAAACGCGUAGUUUUGGGAGACCUCACUAAUGUCUCAAAUGCGGUUGCCGUUUCGGAGAUUCAGAAACGGAAAAGAAUCAAACUCGAUAAACCGGCUGCUUCAGUUGCCACACCGGAGAAAGUGGAUGAGAGAAGCGACCCGCAACUUUGUGGACCCUAUGUUUCGGAUAUAUACGAGUACCUUCGCGGAAUGGAGGUUGUUCCCAGUAAGAGACCGUCACCGGAUUAUGUUCAGAAGGUUCAGAAGGAUGUGAAUGCUAACAUGCGCGGGGUUCUGGUGGAUUGGUUGGUUGAGGUUGCCGAAGAGUAUAAACUGGUUUCCGACACGUUGUACUUUUGUGUGGCUUAUAUAGAUAGGUUUUUGUCCUUGAAUGUAUUGUCCAGGCAGAAAUUGCAAUUGCUUGGGGUUGCUUCUAUGCUUAUAGCUUCGAAGUAUGAGGAGAUUAAGCCACCUGAGGUGGAGGAUUUUUGUUACAUCACGGAUAAUACAUACUCUAAGGAAGAGGUUGUGAAUAUGGAAGCCGAUGUAUUGAAGGCUUUGAAGUUUGAAUUGGGUGGUCCUACAGUGAAGACAUUCUUGAGGAGAUUUUGUAGAGUUGGUCAAGAGGGCAUUGAUACUUCUGAUCUCCAGUUUGAGUUCCUUAGUUGCUACCUUGCUGAGCUCAGUUUGUUGGAUUAUAAUUGUGUAAAAUUCUUGCCAUCUUUGGUGGCAGCAUCUGUAGUAUUCUUAGCAAGAUUUAUGUUAAGCACAAAGACACAUCCUUGGAAUUUGGCACUCUAUCAACUCACUAGAUAUAGACCUGCUGACUUGAAGGAAUGUGUGCUAAACAUACAUGAUUUAUACCUCAGUAGAAGGGGGCCUUCUUUGCAAGCUGUGAGAGAGAAAUACAAACAGCAUAAGUUCAAAUGUGUGGCAACAACAGCGUCUCCUCCCGAGAUUCCCCUUUCUUUUUUUGAAUUUUCAGUUGCAGAUUUUGCGCGCUAUAGCAGCAGUGGGGUUGGUGGGUGGAACCGAGGCUCCUCUUUGGAGGUGGUUGUGUUCUAG